GUCACACAAGUCAAUAGUUCUUGGCCCCUCUCCUCUAUCAGUGCAAAUUAAUACUGGAUUCCGCAGCAACCAACUGCCUAUCUAGUUGCAGAGGAAAGAAUGGGUACAGAAAUUUUUUACUAUUUGAUAAUCCCAAUUUGGAGUGUGACAAUUCUAUUGUAUCUUCUCAUAAGGUUUCUUCACAAAGUAUGGUGGAAACCAAUUCACAUACAAAAUUCAUUAGCUUCACAAGGAAUCAGAGGUCCUCCUUACAAAUUCCUCUAUGGAAAUACCCAAGAAAUGUUCAAAAUGGUAAGGGAAACCAUGAAGACACCCAUGGAGAAUUACUUGCAAUCUCAUAACAUUUUCCCUCAAGUUCAGCCUUACAGACAUUCAUGGAUCAACAUUUACGGUAAAAACUUUCUGAGUUGGCGUGGUCCGGAACCUCUAAUGUGCGUAACGGAGCCGGAGCUAAUGAAGGAGAUCUUAAAUAACAAAGAUGGAGUUUACUUGAAACCGGAAACUAAAGGCCAUGUUAAAAUGAUACUAGGAAAUGGUCUUUCUAUGAUAAAUGGAGAAAAAUGGGUUCAGCGUCGAAAAUUAGCUAAUCAUGCGUUUUAUGCUGAGAGUUUGAAGGGAAUGGUCCCUGCAAUGAUCACAGCAGUGGAGGUCAUGCUAGAGAAAUGGAAAUAUCAUGAAGGUAAAGAGAUUGACGUAUACGAAGAAUUUCGGAUAUUGACUUCUGAAGUAAUAUCAAGAACUGCAUUUGGGAGUAGUUAUUUGGAAGGGAAGAACAUUUUUGAGAUGUUGACGAAAUUGGUCAAGUUGGGUUCAACUGCAUCAGCAAAUAGUGCUUUCAAGAUAAGACUCCCUUUUUUUGAGAAAUUUUGGCGAAGUAAAGAGGAAGUUGAAAUGGAGAAAAUUUACAAUGGGAUUCGGAAUUCGGUUUUGGAGAUAAUAAAGAAAAGAGAAGAGAUGAUGAAGAGGGGAGAAUUAUCUGAUGGCUAUGGCAGAGAUUAUUUAGGUUUACUUCUAAAUGCUAACAAGGAUCCAGAUGAGCUCAAGAGGAUUUCAGUACAGGAUAUGGUUGACGAGUGCAAGACAAUGUAUUUUGCUGGACAUGAAACCACUGCAAGUUUGCUAACCUGGACUUGUUUACUUCUAGCCAUUCACACAGAUUGGCAAGACCAAGCAAGAAAAGAAGUGAUUGAGCUAAUGGGAGAGAAGAGUCAAAUAUUCGAUGAGAAAUGCAUCGCAAAACUGAAAAUCGUGAAUAUGAUCAUAAAUGAAUCGCUGCGGCUUUAUCCGCCAGUUCUGGGAUCUCCAAGAACAACUGAGAGCCAAGUAAGACUUGGAAAAUUUACUCUUCCAAGUGAUAUGAAUGUUGGGUUUUCUAUUAUAGCCGUACACCAUGAUCCCAAAAUCUGGGGAGAAGAUGUUCAUAAAUUUAAGCCCGACAGGUUUGGCGAAGGAAUAGUGAAAGCCACAAAUAACAAUCCCAUGGCGUUUAUUCCUUUUGGUUAUGGACCAAGAACUUGUGUAGCCUCCAACUUCGCAAUGAUCGAGAGCAAGAUUGCUCUGGCGAUGAUUUUACGAAGCUACUACUUUACUCUUUCGCCUGCUUAUGCUCAUUCGCCAGUUGAUCGCAUGGCUAUGCGCCCACAACAUGGACUUCAAAUCAUACUGCAUAAACUGGAUUAG
Molecule: messenger RNA, 1680 nt
Organism: Papaver somniferum (opium poppy)
Lineage: Eukaryota; Viridiplantae; Streptophyta; Magnoliopsida; Ranunculales; Papaveraceae
Product: cytochrome P450 CYP749A22-like
Exons: 4
Coding region: 100-1680 (526 amino acids)
Molecular function (GO): oxidoreductase activity, acting on paired donors, with incorporation or reduction of molecular oxygen; monooxygenase activity; heme binding
Source: RefSeq, a predicted model, not a curated record